Molecule: messenger RNA, 1881 nt
Organism: Pieris macdunnoughi
Lineage: Eukaryota; Metazoa; Arthropoda; Insecta; Lepidoptera; Pieridae
Source: the annotation of a GenBank genome assembly
AUGUACGACCGAAUGCCUCCACUCCACAAGAUGGACAACUAUGAAGGGUGCUUGGAAAAUAGCACAAACCGGUACUGCCUUGUUCACUUCACGCUGGUGUCAGAGGAACCAAAUGACCUUUUGUGUAUGAUCCAGGAAUACUCAAUGAAAGAAACUACACGUUUAAACUAUACCUAUCUGAGAUAUGGGCUGUGCCUCAAACAUAAGUGUGAUAAUUAUAAAGGGGAUAAAAGUAUCACUUCAAGAGAUCAUCUUGGGGCAUGUCUAAACGAUACGUUUUUGAAAAACUACGGAUUAAAAACAAUGAUCACAGACGUUACUUGCAAUGCAGUUCAACAUGAGAGGUUAAUGAACUUCGAUAUGGGAGAUGUCGGUGUUGCAUCGGCAUUAUUUUUAAUCGUAGCUUUAAAUAUUAUUGGAAGUAUAUAUGACGCUUGUACAAUAAAUGAAAAGCAUCAAGAUCAAAAGUUUCUUUUGUGUUUCUCAAUACGCCACAACUGGAAGAGGCUGUCUUCAUGUACAGACGCUGGCGAUGAAAUGAGCCGGUUUCAGAUUUUGUAUAGCAUAAGAUCAUUAAUUAUUAUAGGAGUGAUAUCGUCACAUGUUUUAUUACCCUUUCUUCUCAUAGGAAAGGAAACGAAAGGGAUGGAAGACGCCUACCUGAAUCCAAUUCAAGCGAUGUUUCUAAGUGGGCCAUUGCUGAUACAAACAUAUUUUGUGAUGUCAGGCUUUCUGUUAGCCUACAAAAUGCAAAUACAUUUCAAAAGGAACAAUGUGAACUUAUUCUUUUUACCACGCCUGAUAUUCUUCCGUUGGUUGAGAUUAACGCCUCCAUAUGCAGUGCUGCUAGCUUUUAUGGCCACUUGGUUGAGAUUUUUCAAAACGGGCCCAUUUUGGGAGAUCUCAGCUGGUGUGGAGGUAGCUGAUUGUCGGAAUCGAUGGUGGUUUAAUGUACUUUACAUUAACAACUAUAUAUAUCACUCACAGUGCAUGCCGCACAGCUGGUAUAUAGCAGCUGACAUGCAGUUGUACGUCCUAGGUGCAGUACUGUGUCUUAUACUUAGAUAUAUCAAGAGACCAACACGGAUUUUACUGCCGCUGUUUCUUGUCGGUCUUUUGGUGCCAGCAGUCCACACUUAUCUGCAGGAUUUAGACCCAAUGCUUCUAUUAAAACCGACAGGAUGCGGUACCUUCUUCGAUAGCGAUAAAACAUAUAACGAGGUGUACAAAAGAGGCCACACGAAUAUGGUCAGUUUUAUAAUCGGAUUAAGCACGGGAUACAUACUUAUGAAUAUUUGGAAGGCAAAAGUUGAAUCUAUCAAAAGAUAUAAGAAAUAUUUCUUCCUACUAUGGUUUAUCAUUCCCAUCGGAGCAGUCUUCAUGUAUAUUGGAGGUUCGGUGUUCUACAGGGACGCUCCCCGAGACUCGAUUUAUGUACGAACUAUGUUUGCAAUGAUUUCAAGACCUUUUAUGGGCUUUUUGGCUGGCUUCUUCAUGUUAGGAAUGAUUUUAAAAAUUGAAAGUCUGAAAAUAAAGGAGGAUAUAUUAAAGGAUCGCAGUAUCAUACGUACUUGGCGGCAUCGAGCGAAAGACUUUCUCCGCGUGAUAAUGAAUUGGGACGGCUGGAUGAUACCAGGGAAGUUGUCCUAUUGCGUAUACUUAAUACACUUCCCUAUCAUCAGGAUUACCACGUCGGUGAUCACUACACUAAUUCCUUCAUCGCCGCUUUAUAUUAUAGCAGCGUUGAUUGUUCUCACUGUAGUAUCCUUCAUAUUAGCAGUUCCUAUAUCCUUAAUGGUGGAGAUUCCCUUUAUACGUCUCAUCAAGGAAUUCUCUAAGAAAACGCCAAAGAGUGGAGACGGAAUAAACACACGACUUUGA